CUGCAUACCCCUUCAGCUACGGAGACUCGGACGCUUUGUUUAUUCUUUAACCUCACCUUCUAAUUGAAAAAUACGACAUUAAUGGCCAAACGAUCAGAUAAUCUAAAACACGGAGUUUGAUCUGAUGCUGAAACCACAUUUCCCCGUCCUGCUUCUCCUCCUACUGAUAUCACCCCCACCAUACCCGGCCGCCGGCGCGGGUUACGUCCUCUGCAACGGUAACCAUUACACCGCCGGCGAUCCCUUUGCGAUCAGCUUGGCUUUCGUGUUCUCCGACUUGAUCGCGAGCGGGUCGGCACGCGCAGGGCAAGACUACUACAACAUCUCACCUUACCCCAACGCGUUCGCAUACGGCCACGCUUUAUGCUCCGGAAACCUCGCCGCCGGCGAUUGCAGCGAUUGCCUUCGAUCGGCCGUCGGGGUUGUGAACGUAACUUGUCAUACGGCGAUCGGCGGCCGGGCUUCGCUCGGGGAAUGCGGCGUACGGUACGAACAAUACCCAUUUGUCGGAUAGUCUUUUGGUUUGGAGUUCACUGAUUAGAGGAUGUUGUUAGUGUUGUCGAUGAACUGUUUGACGAAUUGUCCAAAAAGGGGUAUGGUCGGUUGGUAUUGUUGUUGGGAGGUUUGGCAAAUACCGAAGUGUGGUUGUGUGUGUGAUUUCGCUUCAAGCAAUGCUGUUUAUAUGUAG
This is a messenger RNA of Phalaenopsis equestris, 688 nucleotides long. RefSeq names its product cysteine-rich repeat secretory protein 2-like. Lineage: Eukaryota; Viridiplantae; Streptophyta; Magnoliopsida; Asparagales; Orchidaceae. The record is from RefSeq and is a predicted model, not a curated record. Gene Ontology annotation, cellular component: plasmodesma. The transcript has a single exon. The coding region runs from base 125 to 514 and encodes 129 amino acids.